This is a messenger RNA of Alosa alosa (allis shad), 4791 nucleotides long. It is a transcript of the gene ptprn2, whose product is annotated as protein tyrosine phosphatase receptor type N2. Gene Ontology annotation, molecular function: protein tyrosine phosphatase activity. Lineage: Eukaryota; Metazoa; Chordata; Actinopteri; Clupeiformes; Clupeidae. Gene Ontology annotation, biological process: protein dephosphorylation. The coding region runs from base 237 to 3623 and encodes 1128 amino acids. The record is from RefSeq and is a predicted model, not a curated record. Gene Ontology annotation, cellular component: secretory granule. The transcript is spliced from 23 exons.
AGCCAAGGAGGGGCAGUGCCUGAAGGUUGCUGUUCUCGGUGCUGAAGCCUCCCGCGGAUGCGAGUUGUGUUGAGAUAACAGCAUCCCUCUCCUCAGCCACCUCGACACACUGGCUUUUUCCAUAAGUUCCGUGUCCUCCCGGAACCAUUUUGAUUAGGCUACAUGUGCAAUUAAUAUAUGAACCCUUGAGUCAGCAUGCCGUGUUAGGGAAGGUGUGUCGCGGAUCAAUAAUCAGGAUGGAUUCGCGGUCUUUCAUCCUUGCUGUUCUAGCUUUCCACGCGUUUGCUGCCAUCGCUGCGGAUAGAAAAUUCGGCUGCUUAUUUGAAGAUGGCGUCUGUGAGUCAUACGAAGUUUGUGCCAAUGACGGUGUGUUUGGGAGGUGCCAGGCUUUCCCAGUGACCGAGGCGUUCUCCUACGAUGUCUCUCCCUCUGCCCUUCGCCAGCUUAGGUCCACCCUGCAGAAGCUGGCCCACAGAGGUUACACGUGGCAGGACGACACCACCCAACAGGUCAUCACCAAGGAGCUGGCCAAGCUGCCCAAGAUCCCCCUCCGACACCUGGAGGCGUCCUUCGCCGACUUCCCCGGCACUUCAAGAGCCAAGGCUCCACCUCCUGAUGCCAACAGGAAGCUGAAAAUGGAGGAGGCGGAGCUCAACAAGUCACUCCAGAAGCACCUGCAGGAUCUGGGCUUCCUGCCUCCGACUAGUUCCCAGUCCCUGUCCCCUGAGGGCUCCCUCCGGCAGCUGAGUGGCGACCGCUACCACCUCAUCGAGUACGUCCAGCCCAACACGCAGGGGAAAGGCAAGACCACCGCCACCUUCUUCUCCUACCACGCUCCCAAGAAGACGCAGGGCCAGGGGUCGGUGGACGGAGUCGGGGUUGCCCCAGCUCCAGUGACCCCUCCUGCUGGGCAAGACCAGGAGCGGGCCAAGGCUCUGCUGAAGGAGCUGGAGGAGUACCUGGCUGGAGACGGGCCAGCGCGUCGGCCCGGGAGUCCCGCGGUCAGCGCCGGAGUCAGCGCUAGCGGGCGACCCCUGGGGAAGUUCCGGUAUUUCAGCAUGCUGAGGCCACUGGCCGCCGAGCGGCUCAAGGUGGCCGAAGCCAAGGCGGACAGGUUCGGCGGGAGGCUGACCUCACAGAAGGUUCUGGAAGCCCCCAAGCCGCCGCUGCCGAGGAUCGACCGGCUUUUCUUCAAGGCCGCACCAAAGCCGCCAGCGGCCCCCAAAGAGCCUCUGAGCUUGGUGGAUGAGAAGUUCAUCCAGAACGUGGUGAAACAGCUGGGCCGGAAGAGUGUCAACAUCGACGCCAUGAGCCCCAAAGACCUGGACCAGCUCUCCGACAUCAUCGCCGAGGCCCUGCAGGUGGUGGACGGUGUUGGACCCCAGGUCAGUCGGCAGAGGGGUCGCGAGGUCACCGCAGAUAAGGGGGCGGCCGACGAAGAUGAGGACGAGGAUGGGCGCCAAGGCGAGAGUGAGGCGAAGAGGGACCCAGAGCUUGAGGCUUCUUCGAGGGCAGAUCGGCCUGACGCUUUGAAGAAGGAGACUGUACCUCAAGCGCAACAGACAAAAGUAGCAAACUCCAACUCUGAUGACAAGGACGGUGGUUUUAUCAAGCAGCUGUUGGAGUACCUUGACCAGACCACGGACCCUGGCGCCUUCUCACCGGACACUCCGCCAGACGUGCCCGUGCUGGGCGAGCCUGCCAACCUGCGGGAGCCCGUGGCGCCGGGCAGAGUGUCCGUGGAGAACGUUCAGAGCAAGACCACCCAGACGCACCUGGACGUGCCGCAGAAAAAGAAGGAGAAGAAGAAGAAGGAGGAGGAGGAAGAGGAGGUGCUGGCGGCGGCCAACCCGCUGGACCGCUUGGACCUGCUCGGGGAGGCCGAAGUGGAGCAGUGGAUGCAGGGCGCUGGGGCGCCGGACCUGGGGCUGCUGUCCGAGCCCCAGAAGAAGGACAUGGGGUCGCAGCGAGCGGAGGAGAGGGAGGCGCAGCGGAAGAGGCUGAGGGUGGAGGAGGAGCUGACGCUGGGGGUGGCCACCUACACCAUCCCGGAGAAGGAUGCAGACUUUGGCUACAUCAUCACGGAGGACUCGCUGUCCACUGAUCAGGGGCUCAACCUCAUGGAGCUGCUGGCAGAGAAAGCCAAACUGCGGGUGACGGAUUUCCUGCAGCUCUCUGUUUUGGGACCGGCAGUAACCUUCAGAGUGCGCCCCAAUCCUCGCAAUGUCAGCACCGCUGAACUGGGAAGAGUAGCAGUUGCGCAAAAGGACCAGCUGGAGAAGGAGACUGGACUGCACAUUCUGGAGGCCGGCAUGAGUGAUAGGAGCAAGCUGAACCAGAUCCCUAUCGUGAAACACAGCCAUGUGGAGUCCAGCAACUUUCUGGUUUUGACCGUGGUGUCCAUGGUGUUUAUUGUCAUGGUGCUGGGGGUGUCGGGGGCGCUGUACUGCCUGCGUCACCACUCCCACCUCAAGCUGAAGGAGAAGCUCGCCAGCCUGGGGACUGACACCAGCGCCGAUGCCACGGCAGCCUAUCAGGACUUGUGUCGGCAGCGAAUGGCAGUGCAGACGUCUGAGCGGUCCGAUGGCGGGGAGCGUCCAGAGCCGUUGGCGCACACGUCACACACGUCGCACACGUCGCGCAUCAACAGCGUGUCGUCGCAGUUCAGCGAUGGGCCCAUGCCGAGUCCAUCGGCCCGUAGCAGCACCUCGUCCUGGAGCGAGGAGCCCGCCCACUCCAACAUGGACAUCUCCACCGGACACAUGAUACUGUCCUACAUGGAGGACCACUUGAAGAAUAAGAACCGUCUGGAGAAGGAGUGGGAGGCUCUCUGCAGCUACCAGGCUGAGCCGGGCGCCUCCGUCGUGGGCCAGGAGACGCAGAACGCCCAGCGGAACCGACCCAACGGGGUCCUCGUCUACGAUCACUCCCGAGUCACCUUGAAGCCUGAGAACAACCACAGCAACUCAGAUUACAUCAACGCCAGUCCCAUUAUGGAUCAUGAUCCUCGUAACCCUGCCUACAUCUCUGCCCAAGGUCCACUGCCUUCUACUGUGGCUGAUUUUUGGCAGAUGGUGUGGGAGAGUGGCUGUGUGGUGGUCGUCAUGCUCACCCCCCUGUCGGAGAACGGCAACAAGCAGUGCCAGCAGUACUGGCCCGAUGAGGGCUCCACCCUCUACCACAUCUACGAGGUGAACCUGGUGUCAGAGCACAUCUGGUGCGAGGACUUCCUGGUGCGCAGCUUCUACCUGAAGAACGUGCAGACCAACGAGACGCGCACUGUCUCGCAGUUCCACUUCCUGUCCUGGAUGGACCAGAGUGUCCCUGAGUCGGCCAGGACCCUGCUGGACUUCCGCAGAAAGGUUAACAAGUGCUACCGGGGUCGCUCGUGUCCAGUCAUAAUCCACUGCAGUGAUGGCGCUGGGAGAAGCGGAACAUACAUCCUGAUUGACAUGGUCCUCAAUAAGAUGGCUAAAGGUGCUAAAGAGAUUGAUAUUGCUGCUACCCUGGAGCACUUGAGAGACCAGAGGCCCAGCAUGGUGCAGACAAAGGAGCAGUUUGAGUUUGCUCUGACAGCAGUGGCUGAAGAGGUGAACGCCAUCCUCAAAGCUCUUCCACAGUGAAGGUCGUGAGCAGUCACUCUUCAGACUGGCAGCUGUCCUCUCUCUGCACCUCUGAUGCCCCCCCCCUCUCUCUUUCUCUUUCUCUCUCUCUCUAAGGCUCUCACUCCCUCUUUCCCCUGUCUCCUUGCCCGCACUCUUCCUCAAGAGGACUCUAGCCUCCCUUCUUCUUCUCUCUCACUCCUUUUGAAGAUGGAUGCACCUGCCUCCCCCCCUCCCUCCCACACACACACACACACACACCUUUUUCCAUUGCUUGUGUAAAUACAAAGUCCUUACCUCACCUCCUCAGUCUUUCUCCACUUCCUUAUCCACCCUCUACCCUUUACAUCUCUCUUUGUAUAAACAAAAUGCAUCACCCACUUUCCUUCUCUCUUUUCACAACAGUAGGGCAUAUCCCUCUUCUUCUCCUCCUCCUCUUCUUCUUCUCCUCCUCCUCUUCUUCUUCUCCUCCUCCACUUUUUGUAAAUGUGUGACUCUGUGAGCAUAUUCAUAAAUGUGUUGUAUUCUAACGGAAAAUGUUUUUAGAACAAAACCUUCCUGUGGUGGUAGCAAUGAAAAAUAUAUCUAUAAAAGAUUUAUAUCCUCCCUCCCCUAUUUUCUUUCUCUCCUGCAACUCGAGUUAAAAAUGAUACUGUACACUAUAACCAACAGAGAAAUUAUUUAGACGUGUGACUGUCGUAAGGAAAGUCUGAUACUCUUUCUCUUACUCUAUGUGUCUUGCUCUCCUCUAAUUGAGGUUCCUAGACUUGGGGUUGAUGCCAGUAGAAAUCUCAUGACUUAAUGCAGCAUUGUGUCUAUAUGACACAACUCAUAAAACCCCAUAUCAGUGUUUACUAAUCUCAUUUGUUUUCUGUGCAAUGGAUCAAUAUAGCAACCACUGCCUCAAUGUGAAUAUCAAUGUGACAAAUCUGGAUAUAUGAAUGGUGACAAGCAAUAUGAAAUAAAUUACCUAUGGAGAUUACCAGACGGUCAAAAGUUUAAUUGUGGCAUAUUGGUUUGUGUCCACACAAAUCUUGUGAUUGUGUAAUUUUCGACUGAUAACUACAGUGUAUGCCAUGAAUAUGAAAUAAUGUAUUGACAUCUGAAAUGUUCUCUAAAUUGUAAAAUAUAUUUUUGUGUGUAAAUGAUAGGCCUAUCAUAUUAGUAAUAAAGCUCUAUUCAAACUGGC